Messenger RNA from Bombina bombina (fire-bellied toad), 2834 nucleotides. RefSeq names its product molybdenum cofactor sulfurase (gene MOCOS). The transcript has 15 exons. The record is from RefSeq and is a predicted model, not a curated record. Lineage: Eukaryota; Metazoa; Chordata; Amphibia; Anura; Bombinatoridae. Gene Ontology annotation, biological process: Mo-molybdopterin cofactor biosynthetic process. The coding region runs from base 62 to 2689 and encodes 875 amino acids. Gene Ontology annotation, molecular function: molybdenum ion binding; molybdenum cofactor sulfurtransferase activity; pyridoxal phosphate binding.
UAAAACUUUUUUUUCACAUGCGCUCAUAAGCUUCUUAUUAACAGAGUUGUGAAUCUCUGACAUGGAUUAUAUGCAGACUGACAGCAGUAAAAACAUGACAGAGGAAGAUCUGCUGUCUUUCUCGUACUUUGAGAAAUACUGUGCAAAACCCUUAGAAUACGGCUACGGUGGUGCAAUCAAUGAAAUAAGGAAAAAAGAAUUCAGCAGAAUUGGAGAUUCAAUUUAUCUUGAUCAUGUUGGGACAGCACUUUUCCCUCAAAGCCUUCUGGAGAGAUUUAUGAAAGACCUGUCCGAAAAUGUUUAUGGAAAUCCUCAUAGUCAAAACAUUAUUAGCAGGCUGACACACGAUACUGUUGAACAUGUGCGAUACAGGAUUUUGCAACAUUUUAAUACAGAUGCUGACGAUUACACAGUCAUCUUUACCUCAGGAAGCACAGCUGCACUCAAAUGUGCAGCAGAGACUUUUCCAUGGACAUCUAAAGGGUCCGACAACAAAGGCAGUCAUUUUUGUUACUUUACUGAUAACCACACCUCUGUUGUGGGGAUGAGAAGAAUUACUUCAAUGAUGAAUGUGUCAAAUGAUCCCAUAAGACCGGAGGAAAUUGUGUUGUCAGAGUAUGAAGCACCAGAUUCUGAAUAUGAGUGUACCAACCCCUGCCAUCUUUUUUGUUACCCAGCAUUAAGUAAUUUUUCUGGCAUUAAGUACCCCCUUUCUUGGAUAGAGGGCAUCAAAUCUGGAAGAAUUCAUCCCAAUAAAAUAUCAGGAAAUUGGUUUGUGUUACUGGAUGCAGCUUCAUAUGUUAGUACGUCUCCACUAGAUUUAUCUAUUUAUCAACCAGACUUUAUUGCCCUAUCAUUUUAUAAAAUAUUUGGAUUUCCAACUGGCUUAGGUGCUUUACUUGUAUCUAAAAGGGUUGCCCCUCUUCUAAGGAAAAACUAUUUUGGAGGAGGAACAGCAGCUGCUUAUCUUUCAGGAGAGGACUUCUAUGUUCCAAAGCCAUCUAUAGCUGACAGGUUUGAAGAUGGAACAAUUUCAUUUUUGGACAUAAUUGCAUUGAAACAUGGAUUUGAUGUUUUAGAAGGGUUAACCGGCGGAAUGGAAAAUAUCAAGUCUCACACACACACUUUGGCUAGUUACACCUACUCUGUGCUUUCGGCUUUGCGUUAUGCUAAUGGACAGCAUGUUGUACAAAUUUACAGUGACACAGAGGUCAGGAAUUCUGAUGUGCAGGGGCCAGUCAUUACUUUUAAUGUGCUGGAUGAAAAUGGUGACAUAAUUGGCUAUUCUCAGGUUGAUAAAAUGGCUAGUCUUUAUAAUAUCCAUCUCCGUACUGGAUGUUUCUGUAAUACUGGUGCCUGCCAAAAACAUCUGGGACUUAGCAAUUCGGAUGUCAAAAAUAAUUUACAGAGUGGACAUAUAUGUGGAGAUGACAUGGAUAUAAUUGAUGGAUGUCCCACAGGUGCCAUCAGAAUAUCAUUUGGCUUUAUGUCUACUUUUGAAGAUGCCAGAACAUUUUUAAAGUUUAUUAUUGAAUCAUUUGUAAAAAGGACCUCACAAUCUAAUACACAAAUGAUUGAUGAACAGUCCCUUGCCAGCUCCAUCGCAAUGUGGAAAGAUGAGGACAAAGAGCAAAAAACCUAUACUCCGAAUGGAAAGACACAAACCAAUAUUUUCCCUGAUGGUGAUUUAUUUCCCAGUUCAACAUCAAGUGGAAAAAAAUGUGCAUGUGAAUCAAAUAAAACUGCAUCAAUAGCAGUAAAUGAUCAAGAAAUAACACUCAGUCAUAUUUACCUCUACCCAAUCAAAUCAUGUGCUGCUUUCCAGGUUUCUCAAUGGCCUAUAGCAGAGCAAGGUUUGCUAUUUGACCGAAGCUGGAUGAUUGUGAACAAUAAUGGAGUUUGCAUUAGUCAGAAACAGGAACCCAAGUUGUGUCUUAUUCACCCAUCUAUUGAUCUGAAAAAAGGCAUCAUGUUAAUUGAAGCAAAAGGGAUGACUGCCAUACAAAUUCCUCUGAAUGAUGAAAGCAGAAUAGUAACUCGAACAUGUCAGAACAAGGUUUGUGGAGAUAGAGUGCUUACAUAUGACUGUGGAGAGGAGGCUGCAGAUUGGCUUUAUGGUUUUCUUAAUCGGAAAUGUCGUCUGAUCAGGCAGUCAACAAAUUUCAACAGAUACGCAGAUGCAAAAAGAAACGGCAUUUCAGGUCCUCUGCAAUCCUCACUUUCAUUGGUAAAUGAAGCACAAUAUCUUCUAGUAAACACAGCAAGCAUUUUUCACUUAAGUCAACAAAUGGCCUUAAGAGAAGAAUGUGAAAACAAAAACGAUUUACAUAUUGAAACACUGAUUCAGCGAUUCAGAGCCAAUCUAGUUAUUAAUGGGAAAAUCCAAUUUGAAGAAGAAGAAUGGACUGAUAUUUUUAUUGAUAACUUUCAUUUUCAGACUUCUGGCAAGUGUACCAGAUGCCAAAUAAUUUGCAUUGAUCAGAAAACUGGAGAGAAAAAGAAAGAAGUAUUUCAAAGAUUGUCAUCAUGCCGAGAAGGAAAGACAACGUUUGGGAUGUAUCUACUGAAUUCACCGUGUUCAACGUAUCCUUCUUUGUUAAAAGUGGGUUCUCCAUUACUGUAUACUGCAAAGAAAGCUCCGGAAACAAUGAUUAAAAAUCAUACUAAAGAAGUAUCCGAAGAUAAAUGAUGCAAUAUUCAACAAACUUUACAAAAUCUAAAAGGCCUUAACAAUUUAUAACAACAAACCUUGUUCACAAAUAUUGUUGAUGGUCAGUGAAUAUCAUUGGAUUUUUUUAAUAAAUAUGUGCAGUAAAUGUAGCAUUUAUAAAGGG